AAUAUUGAAAACCAAACUAAACUAAGCCUUGAAGAUUGUACUAAAUAAUAGUAUAUUGUCUUGAAGUUGUUCUAUUUUUGGUCUUAUCAGUAUCAGUUUUGUUCUAAAGAUAAAGCCAUGAAUCCACCGAAAGGUUUCCAGUUUGCUAUAGAUAGAGGAGGUACAUUCACUGAUGUGUUUGCCCGCUGUCCCAAUGGUAAAGUAAGAGUCAUGAAAUUAUUAUCUGUGGACCCACAGAACUAUGAUGAUGCUCCAAGAGAAGCGAUAAGAAGGAUAUUGCAAGAGGAAACAGGAAAUGCUUUAGAUAAGGAUGGAAAAGUGAAUUCUUCGCUGAUUGAAUCAAUAAGGAUGGGUACAACGGUGGCCACUAAUGCAUUGUUGGAACGGAAGGGAGCUAAAAUGGCGCUCGUUAUAAAUAAAGGUUUUAAAGAUUUACUUUAUAUUGGGAAUCAAGCAAGGCCGCAUAUAUUUCAGUUGAAUAUAAAACGCCCAGAAGUUUUGUACCAAGAGGUUAUUGAAGUUGACUGUAGAGUGAUACCGGCGUUAGAAGAACGCUGUCAAAUCGAUAAAUCGAAACAUAAUUGGAAGGAAGUUUAUGGAACUACGGGUCAGAAAAUGUUGGUCACUAAAGAAGUGGAUGAAAAUGCAGUGAGACAAGAUUUGAAGAAAUUAAAAGAGAAAGGGAUAGACAGUAUUGCUGUUGUUUUCGCACAUAGUUAUACUUACCAUGAUCAUGAGAUUAAAGUGGGCAAAAUAGCCAUGGAUUUGGGAUUCAAUCAGGUGUCUCUUUCGCACGCGGUGACCUCUAUGGUACGUGUAGUGCCGCGCGGGUUCACCGCGUGCGCGGACGCGUACCUCACGCCGCACAUACGAGAAUACGUUAAAGGGUUCGCUAAUGGAUUUACCAAUGGAUUAAAAGGAUCCAAUGUGUUGUUUAUGCAGUCUGAUGGUGGAUUGACUCCGAUGAAUUUAUUUAAUGGAUCCCGAGCGAUCUUAUCAGGUCCGGCUGGAGGAGUUGUAGGUUAUGCGAUGACGUCAUACCAGAAGGAAACUGGGUUGCCAGUUAUAGGUUUCGAUAUGGGCGGUACUUCAACGGACGUGUCAAGAUAUGCUGGUUCUUUGGAACAUGUCCAUGAAGCGACCACUGCAGGAGUUACCAUACAAGCACCACAAUUAGAUAUAAACACGGUGGCGGCGGGCGGGGGCUCCAUGUUGAUGUUCCGCUCGGGGCUGCUGGUGGCGGGCCCGCAGUCCGCGGGGGCGCAGCCCGGCCCCGCCUGCUACAGGAAGGGGGGCCCGCUCACGGUCACUGACGCUAAUUUGUUAUUAGGUCGUCUUUUGCCGGAAUAUUUUCCGAAGAUUUUCGGUUCAAAUGAAAAUGAACCUUUAGAUAAAGAAGCGACUAUAAAAGCGUUUAAGAAAAUCACGGAUGAAAUAAAUUUAUUCCUGAAACAAGAUGGCGGGAAAGAGAUGACUAUGGAAGAGGUUGCAAUGGGUUUUAUUGAUGUUGCCAAUGAGACUAUGUGUCGGCCGAUUCGUGCGUUAACGACUGCGCGUGGUUAUGACGCGUCUGCGCACGCACUGGCUUGCUUCGGCGGCGCUGGCGGCCAGCACGCCUGCGCGGUGGCGCGCCAGCUCGGCAUUGCCACUGUCCUGCUGCAUAAAUAUGCUGGAAUCCUAUCAGCGUACGGUAUGGCACUAGCGCACGUAGUACACGAGGCGCAGAAGCCGUGCGCAGCGCUCUACUGUCCUGACCACUUCGAGCGACUGGACGACCAGCUGGACGUGCUGGCCGCAGUCUGCAGGGACAAGCUGCGGGCACAGCUCAUGGACACGCGCUCGCGCUCCGCCUGCCGCCACGGCGACUUCUACACUGCUUUUCUUGAUAGAUAUAAGAAUGAGUUCGGGUUCACGUUAGCGGAUAGGGACGUGAUAGUGGACGAUGUGCGUGUUCGUGGCGUUGGUAUGAGCCAGCUUGCAGACCCUGAACCACUGCCCAGCGGGAAAUUGAACAAACCUAUCCCUGAAAAGACAGUAAAAGUUUACUUCGAAGGCGGAUAUCAAGAUACAGAAAUACAUUUAUUAGAGAAAUUAUUUUACUUAUAUAUGUGUUUUGUUUCAGGAUGUCACGCGGAGAUAACGAAAUACGGCGAUAUCCGUAUAACAGUUGGUUCUGGGUUAACAAAGAAAGUGACAGAGGAACUGGAUUCAGUACAACUGACUAUAUUCUCACAUCGAUUUAUGUCGAUCGCUGAACAAAUGGGAAGAGUGUUGCAACGUACAUCAAUAUCAGUGAAUAUUAAAGAACGGUUAGAUUUCUCGUGCGCGUUGUUCGGCCCCGACGGCGGGCUGGUGUCGAACGCACCUCAUAUUCCUGUACAUUUAGGAGCUAUGCAGGAAACUGUCCAGUAUCAGAUGAAAGUGCGCGGCGACAGUCUGAAGGCAGGCGACGUGCUGCUGGCCAACCAUCCCAAAGCGGGCGGCUCGCAUUUGCCCGACUUGACUGUCAUAACGCCCGUCUUUCAUAAAUCAUCGAAUCGUCCGAUAUUCUUCGUGGCGUCUCGCGGCCACCACGCGGACAUCGGCGGGUUGACGCCGGGCUCCAUGCCGCCGCACUCCACCGCACUCGCACAAGAGGGCGCUGCUUUUAAAUCAUUCCUCUUAGUUGAUGGUGGACGAUUUAACGAAGAAAAGCUUAUAGAAGAAUUAAUGGCACCAAGCAAACAGCCCGGCUGCUCCGGCACUAGGAACUUAGCGGAUAACUUAUCUGACUUGAAAGCACAAGUUGCUGCUAACCAAAGAGGCAUCCAGUUAGUGUCAGAACUGAUAGAUCAGUACGGUCUAGAUGUCGUGCAGGCUUACAUGGCGCAUAUACAGAAGAACGCGGAGUUAGCUGUUAGAGAUAUGCUCAAAGAUAUAGCAAAGAACGCUAUCGACAAAACAGGGUCGGCAGUACUACGUUCUACUGAAUACAUGGACAAUGGCACGCCUAUAGUACUAACUGUUACCCUAGAUAAAGAUAAAGGCAGUGCUCUUUGUGAUUUUACUGGUACUGGUGUAGAAGUGUGGGGGAAUUUAAACGCACCUCGAGCGAUAACUCUCUCAGCGUUGAUUUACUGCCUGCGUUGUAUGGUGGGCCAUGAUGUACCCUUAAAUCAGGGUUGUUUGAACCCCGUGCAAGUGAUAAUCCCCGCGGGGUGUAUUUUGGACCCGUCGGAGGGCGCGGCGGUGGUGGGCGGCAACGUGCUGACGUCACAGCGCAUCGUCGACGUCGUGCUUAAAGCUUUCCAGGUAACUUAUCCCACUAUCACCAGUAGGAUCCAUCUAAACUUUCGCAUUUAUAAUAUUAGUAAGAUUGUUACCAUGUCAGGUAAAUGGCGGGGAGGUGACGGGGUGACCCGCGAGCUGGUGUUCCGCCGUGCGGUGCAGCUCUCAGUGUUGACGGAACGUAGAGCUUUCCAACCUUACGGGAUGAAUGGAGGGGAGGCCGGGGAGAGGGGACUCAACUUGCUGCAGAGGGCAGACGGGAGACUUAUAAAUUUGGGAGGGAAGGCCUCUAUUGAAGCUUAUCCCGGAGAUAAAUAUAUAAUGAAUUCCCCCGGAGGUGGGGGCUACGGUGUACCGACUGAACACAACACAGACACGCAGACAGACAAUCUGUACAGCGAAUUUUUACAAAGAGGCAGCGUUUAUGAAUAUAAAAGUGCACAGGAAUCUGUUUAAAAAAACUUUUAUGUUAUGUUAAAAAACAUGUUUUUCAAGGUUUUUCAAAUUUCAAAUCAAAUCUUAAACAUUUUACGGUAAAUUUUCUUAAUCAUAAAAUACUAGCCCGUGAUUUUGCCUUUGGUAUUUAAAAUCUAGUAAAAAAUAUAUCUUACUGGCUGUUGCUCGCGUCUUUGUUCGCUUGGAAUUAAAAAAUAAAACAAUAUAGUC
Molecule: messenger RNA, 3933 nt
Organism: Papilio polytes (common Mormon)
Lineage: Eukaryota; Metazoa; Arthropoda; Insecta; Lepidoptera; Papilionidae
Product: 5-oxoprolinase
Exons: 28
Coding region: 118-3723 (1201 amino acids)
Biological process (GO): glutathione metabolic process
Cellular component (GO): cytosol
Molecular function (GO): 5-oxoprolinase (ATP-hydrolyzing) activity
Source: RefSeq, a predicted model, not a curated record